Molecule: messenger RNA, 1158 nt
Organism: Lachnellula hyalina
Lineage: Eukaryota; Fungi; Ascomycota; Leotiomycetes; Helotiales; Lachnaceae
Gene: ERV41
Product: ER-derived vesicles protein
Exons: 3
Coding region: 1-1158 (385 amino acids)
Biological process (GO): retrograde vesicle-mediated transport, Golgi to endoplasmic reticulum; endoplasmic reticulum to Golgi vesicle-mediated transport
Cellular component (GO): endoplasmic reticulum membrane; Golgi membrane; endoplasmic reticulum
Source: RefSeq, a predicted model, not a curated record
AUGAACGGCUUCGCCGACCAUGGCCUGGACGAGGAUGCCUUUGGGGAGAAAGGCGGCAGCAGUAUCGUCAAGGCUUUCGAUGCAUUCCCAAAGGCGAAACCGCAGUACAUAACGAAAACCUCUGGCGGUGGGAAAUGGACCGUCGCCAUGCUCGCCAUCUCCUUUUUCCUCAUUACCAGCGAGUUCACGCGCUGGUGGCGCGGGUACGAGAACCACACAGUCGCGGUGGAAAAGGGAGUCGGGCACAACCUGCAGAUUAAUCUAGAUAUCGUGCUCAAGAUGGCGUGCAAGGAUAUCCACAUCAACGUGCAGGAUGCGGCCGGGGACCGGAUUCUGGCCGGGGAUAUGCUGAAGCGGGAUGCGACGAACUGGGCGCAGUGGGUGGACUCGAAGGGCAUGCAUAGUCUGGGGAAGGAUGCGCAAGGCAGGGUGAUUACUGGGGAGGGGUAUCAUGAGCGCGAGGAGGGGUUUGGGGAGGAGCACGUGCAUGAUAUCGUUGCUGCUGCUUCGGGGGGGCGGCGGGCCAAGUUUGGCAAGACGCCUAGGUUGAGGAAUGGCCCGGCUGGAGGGGAUAGCUGCCGCAUGUUUGGGAGUUUGGAUGUGAACAAGGUGCAGGGUGAUUUCCAUAUUACUGCUAGAGGACACGGCUACCAGGAAUGGGGAGCGGAGCAUUUGGAUCAUAAUGUGUUCAAUUUCUCUCAUAUUGUCUCGGAGCUCUCUUUCGGAGCUUUCUACCCAUCCCUCCUUAACCCCCUCGACCGCACCAUCUCAGCGACUCCCAACCAUUUCCACAAGUUCCAAUACUUCCUCUCCGUCGUACCAACUGUCUAUACCGUCGACGGUGCAACGCCCUAUUCCGGGCAUACUAUCUUCACCAACCAGUAUGCUGUCACUGAGCAAUCGCAUAUGGUUGGGGAACGUCAAGUGCCAGGCAUUUUCUUCAAGUACGAUAUUGAGCCUAUGCUUCUUACGGUGGAGGAGAGCAGGGAUUCAUUCUUGCGGUUUAUGGUGAAGGUGAUAAAUGUGUUUAGUGGGGUCAUCGUAGCUGGCCAUUGGGGUUUUACCUUGACCGAUUGGGCGAUACAGGUUCUUGGAAAACGGAGGAGGCAGAUGAGUGAGGGCGUCCUAACUGGGAAAGCACAUGAAAAUUACGACUGA